GCUGCGUCCUCCACCGGCGUCAGUCUGCGCCGCGAGUCCGCCGCCCCUGAGCGUCGGCGUCGUACGCGCCGUGGUAUUACGCGAUAAAAUGCCUCUAUUUUCCGAACACAUUUCAAACAUGUAUUACAGUGGAACUCCAUCGUAUACCAGCUCACCGUACAGUUACAGCAGUUCCUUGCUCCCAUUGGGGACAUCGUACAGUGCUACAUAUCUUAAUCCUGGUGCUAGUUACAGCAACCACUCUUCGUUAAUUGGAUACUCUCGAACACCUGUGACUUCAAGAUGGAUCCCGAGUGGAAGAUCAUAUUCGCCAAUGCUCAGUACAAUAUCGGAGCGUGGGACAUCCAGUCCGGUUAGGAUAAAUAGUCCUAGAAGGGCCCCAAUACAAAAUAGAUCUAAUAGAACAUAUAUUUCUGCAUCAUCAUAUACUCCACGACCAGUCAAUAUUAAUACGGCUGACAUCGAUGUAUCUCGUGACAAAUAUCGUAACAAAACAUCAAAUGCUAAAAGUGAACCCACAAAGACAGAAGAGAACUCAAAAACAAAAGAAGACGUAAGUCCGUUUAUGCCUAGGGUAGAAGAUAAACCAGAAACUGGAAUAGACACUUCGCCAGGAACCCAGCGUGGUCCUAUAAAACGUGAGCGUACCGUAGUACGUCUACACACGUUAAAAAGAAAGGAGAGAGAUUCCCCUCGUAAACCAGUCGAAGAGAAACGAAAAGAAGUAAUUAGCUCAGAAAAAGAAUCCAAUAACAUAAAAAGUAACGAAAAUGGAGAAUCAAGGAAAUGGAGAGAGAAACUGUCUGAGGAUUUGAUUUAUAAGGAUACUAAAGAGAAGAGAUCAUUAGGAGAAAAACUCGUUGAAAAAUUUCAAGUAAAAAGUAAGGAUACCAAUAGUGUUGAAGAGACUUUAAACAAUCAACAAAAAACAGAGGUUUUACCUCUCGCAACACCGCACACCAAAAUAAAUAGCAAAUCCCCAGACAGAAGAUGUUCCGUGGAAAUGUUGGCAGAACAGGCAUGUUUAUUAGAUUCCCUUAUUAGAAGAGAAAAUCUUAGUACAGCUACGUUAGAUUUAAGUAAAAUUGGUACUGAUGAAGACAAAGUUGACAGCAAUGAAACUUUCAACAACUCAAAAGCAUCUCAAACAAAAAAUUCUCCCUUAACAACAACAAAAUCAGAUCAUUCAUUAAACACACGGUUAAGUAACUUAAAAGAUCAAAAGCCUACCGCAAAAAGACAUAGUAUUAAAAAAUCUUCGUCAGGAAGUAACAUUUCAAAACUAAAUUCAAUAGAGGAAUUAACCAAAGAACUGAGUCAAAAAAACCUUCCGCCUAUUGAGGAAAGCAGAUCAUCGGUUGGUGAAAAAAGUGUCGAAGAUAAGCCAAAGGUCAAACCUAAGCUUAAAGCUAAAAUCACAUCAACGGUGGAGAUUACGCCACCUUCUAGCCCGUUGAGAUUUAAGGUAGAAAAUGUGACAGUUGAAGAAAAACCUCGUGCACCGCGGAAAGAAAUCAUGUUCAGUAGUGAAGUGGUAAAUGAACUAUCGGAAGAUAAGUCUACUGAAAAUUUGGUUCCCACUACUGAAAGGAAAAUUCAGCAGUUAAACAACGAUCCUGUAUCUCCUGAGCCAGAGGAUGGCAAUUUUUGGAAUAAAAUCGGAAAACGAGAAACUGUAUAUUUAGCAAAAAGGAAACAUCAAAUAGCAAAAGAAAAAGAAAAUCUUCAACGUGCUGCGUUUUGGUACCCUGAAAAUGAAAAUGAACUUGAAGACAAUGAUAAUAGUACGGAAAUUUCAAAUAAUAGCGAGGAUAAAAAAAAUAAAACUACAAUCAAAGCAUGUAAUGUUAAUGACAUUAAAAAACCGGAAGAAGUAAAACAGAUUGAUGGAAAAGUUAAUGCUUCUGAAAAGAGUUCCAAUAAUAAAAUUUCAAACUGUGAGAGUGGCAAUAUUGCUAAAUCAGUUGAAAGUUUUCAAGCAGGAUCUGAUAUAAAAGCAUUAUCAGCAAACAUCCCAUCAGCGAAUAAUAAAGUAAAAUCACUUGAGGAAAUUCCUGUAAGAAAUGAUAAAAUAGAAAAUGCGCCUCCAUUGAUUAUCGAAAAUAAAUCUAUUCCAAAUGAGAAAACUCUGCAAACAUCAGACAAAGUUGAGGUAGACGCAGAACAAAUUAAAGUAAAGGAAAGAUCAGAAAAAGAAAACAGAAAAGUUUCAGAUAAGAAAAAAACCUCUAAUAAAGAAAAGUUAGAGGGAACAGAGCAAAAUGAACAGAUUACAAAUAGUAGCAAACGAAAAAAGCUAAAACGUAUUACCCCAAAGAAAAAUGGAAAAUCGGAGGGAUCAGAAAAAAUACAAAAAGAAAUAACGAAGAAUGAAUCAGAGGCCAAUACGAUUAAUAUUUCUACUAAACGGGUUUUAGAAAACCAAACAAAAGAAUCUGUAAAGGAUACUGAAUCGAUUAAUAAAAACAAAAUAGAACAAGUAAAAUCAAAUACAUCGAAAGAAAACAUUUUGACAAGUGAUAAUGAUCACAAAAAGCUAAACGAUACGGAAAUAGAGAGUAAAGAUAAUUUGCAGCAUACAACUUCGUCUAAUUCCAAUUUAUGCUCUACUGAAAAUCAUUUAGAAGAAGUAGAAAAAGAUUCAAUAGUCGAUGUAAAUGUAAAUCACGAAAAAAGUGAUACCAAGACUUUAGAAAUUCCAAACAUUCCAUGCGAAGAUAUAGAAAAAUGUAAAAUCACAAUAGUAGAAACAAAAGAUACUAGUGAAAGUUCGAAAAAACAAAGUGUAAAGCGGCAAAAUUCGAUUAAGCAAAAUAUAAUCGCAAAACCGAUUAAGCCAGUGAAGGAAGAAAAAGCACUUAAACCUUUAAUUGCAACACCAAGACCUCUUCAAAAGAAAGUUCCACAACAAAUACGUUCAACAAGAUCAUCAGAAUCUUCGUCUGAUGAAGAAACAUCGGAUGAUGACGAGGAAGAAGAGACAAGUUCCAGCGAAGGAUCUGGAGAAUUCUACGAAUGUGAUAAUGUCGACGGGAGAACUUCUACUGGAUCCAAUGAUUCUGGUUUUGAUUCUUCCGCGUCUACGUCGCCGGCGGGAUUCAACUGGGUUAGAAAAGACUGCGAUGUUAACUGCCAUAGAAAGUGUGAAAAGUUGACAGCGAACUUGUGCGGAGUAAACCAGAGGCUUUUGGUCGAAGCUCUUGCGACUCGCACUGCGUCCAGAAGAGGUGGAGAGUGUCCCAGCACGUCAGGCAAUACGACGCAGCCCCUAGGCUCUGAUAUCUUAGAACGAGAGCUUGAACAAUCAACGGCGUAUGGGCUUUUCAGAAAGACUGGCAGAUUCACACCGCCCGCUCGCUCUAUUCCUCGCUUCAGGAAGUACACUAUUGAAGAUUUCCAGUUUAUCAAGGUGCUAGGAAAAGGUAGCUUUGGCAAGGUGUUACUUGCAGAGUUAAGAGACACAGAGUACUAUUAUGCUGUAAAGUGUUUGAAGAAAGACGUUGUUCUAGAAGACGAUGAUGUGGAGUGCACGCUGAUAGAGCGCAAGGUCCUCGCUCUGGGAACUAAUCAUCCUUACCUCUGUCAUCUUUUUGCUACUUUCCAAACCGAUUCUCAUUUGUUCUUCGUGAUGGAAUACCUGAACGGCGGCGACCUGAUGUUCCACAUCCAGCAGAGCGGCCGCUUCCCGGAGCCUCGCGCCAGAUUCUACGCCGCAGAAAUUGUCUCCGGGCUUAAGUUUUUGCACAAACGCGGUAUUAUUUACAGAGAUUUAAAACUAGACAACAUUUUACUGGACUACGAGGGGCACGUGCGCAUCGCGGACUUCGGCAUGUGCAAGCUGCAGAUCUACCUCGACAAGACUGCAGACACAUUCUGCGGCACUCCAGAUUAUAUGGCCCCUGAGAUAAUAAAAGGUUUGAAGUACAACCAGACGGUGGAUUGGUGGUCGUUUGGCGUGCUGCUGUACGAGAUGCUGAUCGGCCAGAGCCCCUUCAGCGGCUGCGACGAGGAUGAGCUCUUCUGGUCCAUCUGCAACGAAAUGCCCUCCUACCCGCGCUUCCUUUCUCAAGAGGCGCUUAGCAUACUCACCAGAUUGCUGGAUAAGGACGCGCGGACUCGUCUGGGCGGCGCAGAAUGCAUGCACGGCGACGUACGCGACCAGGACUUCUUUCACGGCCUCGCCUGGGACCGCUUGGAGCGUCGGGAGCUCGACGCACCAUUCAAACCACGAGUGAGGCACCCACUGGACACACAAUACUUUGACAGAACAUUCACGGGGGAGCGGCCGCGGCUGACCGCAGUCGAACCUCAUGUGCUACGCUCCAUGGACCAAGAACCGUUCAGGGGUUUCUCCUACACGAACCCGAAUGCCACAGAUCGAUAAAAAUAAAAGAAAAAAUUGUAGGCUACGAUUAAAUUUUGAAAAUUUCCGAUAAUACCUGUUAGAUACAGUGCCUUGAAAAUGCCAAAGAAUAGACAAGUCAUUGUUUAACAGUGGAGAAAAAGGCCCGUUUUGGUAGGCUUUUGGCAAUAUUGCUGUUUUAGUAACACGAUCGUGUUAAAUAAUUGUGUGACUUUAGAAAGAGAAGUCCUCUUCCUUUUUGGGGAUAAGAGACAGAACUUUAUCAUUACGGUCGAUCAAAGAAUCAGUUGAUUGAUUAUUGUGUCUGGCACACAAAAGUAAAAGCUUUGAUGUUAUGUAUUUUAUUACUAUGUAUAAUAAUAGUUAUUACAUAGUCCGUAAAAGUAAAUAAUCAUGAUGAUGCGGUCCCUACUAGUCAAUUUCACAAACUACCGAUGGUUUUUGAGUUUGUGGAUCAGUCAUUACUUUAGCGGCUGGGCCGAAAAUGCGCACCUUUUUGUAAGUACAUAUAAUGAAUGUAUUUAAUUACAUAAUUUGAUAAUUUUUAUAGCAUUGUGUCGAGAUUUUACUAUAAUAUAAUGUAGUA
Messenger RNA from Papilio xuthus (Asian swallowtail), 4949 nucleotides. It is a transcript of the gene Pkcdelta, whose product is annotated as Protein kinase C delta. Gene Ontology annotation, biological process: intracellular signal transduction; peptidyl-serine phosphorylation. The record is from RefSeq and is a predicted model, not a curated record. The coding region runs from base 89 to 4384 and encodes 1431 amino acids. The transcript has 10 exons. Lineage: Eukaryota; Metazoa; Arthropoda; Insecta; Lepidoptera; Papilionidae. Gene Ontology annotation, molecular function: ATP binding; diacylglycerol-dependent serine/threonine kinase activity.